Fopius arisanus is the source of this 893-nucleotide messenger RNA. RefSeq lists its product as uncharacterized. The transcript has 2 exons. NCBI's taxonomy places the organism in Eukaryota, Metazoa, Arthropoda, Insecta, Hymenoptera, Braconidae. Bases 1 to 297 code for a protein of 98 amino acids. The record is from RefSeq and is a predicted model, not a curated record.
AUGGAAGUGGUGAAUUUCGAGACCUCAAUAUGUGACGGCUUGGAAGAUGAAAUAAUUGGAAAAGGAAUAAUAGAGCAUGGUCUACCAAAAGAAGAAUUUCCUAAGCACUGUCCAAUCAAAGCGAACGCAAAUUGGGAAAUAGACAAUUGGGUGUUUCCAUCUGACAAAGUGCCACCAGGAAUUCCUGAUGGUCCAGCUGAGGGCGUAUUGACUUUGUACGAAGAAGGAAAACCUCCUGUCGUUACAGUUUCUGCAAAAGGUAAAUUAACCCACAAACUGCCUGGAAUGGGACGUUGAAUUGGACAAGGUCAUCCUAUUUCACGUUCUGUAAAACACUUUUAUAAUUUUAAGAAAUUAUCAAUGAUUAAUCCAACGAUAAUGUUAUAAUCAUAUUUCGCUGGAACAUAAGGAUAAGGAAUGAAAUAAAGUCAAGCUGAAUGCAGCUGUAGUUCUCACAUGUGAUCUGAAAAUUUUUGCAUUCGACUUAAUAAUAUGAAUAAUUACAUUUCAGUCUAGUUAUUUUUAAUGAAAAUUCAUUGAAUCAAAAAUGAUAUAGUUUUGAAUCAAGCAUGGCAUAUAAAACGACUCAGUAUACCUGAAAAAUUGAAGAAGUUGGUGCAGCGUUGCUGAUUAAAGAUGUUUCACACCCAUGAAUAGCCAAAAUCCACCGUUUUAUCAUUUUUUGGUAAUUUAUUGAUGGGUUUGAGAUAAAAAACUAUAACGUUUUUGGGUUUCAUUACUAUUUAAUGGCUCAUGAAGUUGUGGUGAUGCGAUAAUUUUCAUACAUUUUCUCCGCAGUUUUGUGAUGCUUUUCAAAAGUUUAUAACAAACGCAGAAAAAUGUUGAAACCACUUUGAAAUUUCAUCAGUCAUUCAACAAUAACAAAACACAAA